ACAAAACAAGCAACUGCCCCUUCACGGGCUCAUACACAACACUGCAACCUUCCAUUUCCCUCAUGAGUCACUCAUUUCCCUUCCGUCUCUUCUCUUCCUCCUAACGUUAAAACUGUCCACCCAACGGCUCUGCUCUCUCUCUCUCUCUCUCUUCCCUUGGACUUCCAUCCAUCAUAACUCAUCUCCUCUGUACCCAUCUCUCUCCUUCUUCCUUCCCUUGCCUUCCCUUCUCACUGCCUGCACGACUUUUGAUGCUCCUCUCCAACGGCUACUUAAUUACUUUCGCUUGUGCUUUAGCAGUUGGGCAUGUGGCGAACGCAAGCCGGACAGCCAGCCAUCUGGUAAAAUGCUUAGGUUUCUAUAAAACGGGGUGCGGAAGGGCAGCAGCGACUUGGCUUCGCCCCCCAAGAUCUGAAUGAGAUCUAAGUUGGAGCAAAAGAGCUGCUGGGUCAGUCAGUCAACCAAGUCGCGGGCCAAUCAUUGGACUUGGACUCCCCCCUUCUUCUUUCUCUCCUUGUCCUUCUCCUUGGCGCCGUUAAAAAUGGUGGUGAGAGAGGUUUAAUUAGACUGGAGAUUCUACCCAGCCCAUUAUUAACUCCAUUGUCCAUUGCCAUCAUUAUUGAUACGGUUCCUGAGCUUAGACCUUGCUAUUUAUUGCGUCUGCAUCGUGUUGUGCCGCUGCCUUCUUCAUUUAGCGUUACCCUCUUCAUGGAUCUCCGUCGCCCAUGUCUUCUUCUUCUUCUUCUUUUUCUAGUGCUGCAUUGUUGCAGGGCUCAGCCUUCCCCUGGUUACUUCCCCAGCUACCGGUACCGGCCGCUCAGGGGCUUCAAUCGCGGCUUCAACAAUCUCUGGGGCCCCGAGCACCAGAUCGUCACCUGCGACCAGCGCUCCGUCACGAUUUGGCUCGACAGCCACUCGGGGAGCGGCUUCAAAUCCAGGGGAAGGCUGGAGAGAUCUAAGUUGGAGCAAAAGAGCUGCUGGGUCAGUCAGUCAACCAAGUCGCGGGCCAAUCAUUGGACUUGGACUCCCCCUUUCUUCUUUCUCUCCUUGUUCUUCUCCUUGGCGCCGUUAAAAAUGGUGGUGAGAGAGGUUUAAUUAGACUGGAGAUUCUACCCAGCCCAUUAUUAACUCCAUUGUCCAUUGCCAUCAUUAUUGAUACGGUUCCUGAGCUUAGACCUUGCUAUUUAUUGCGUCUGCAUCGUGUUGUGCCGCUGCCUUCUUCAUUUAGCGUUACCCUCUUCAUGGAUCUCCGUCGCCCAUGUCUUCUUCUUCUUCUUCUUUUUCUAGUGCUGCAUUGUUGCAGGGCUCAGCCUUCCCCUGGUUACUUCCCCAGCUACCGGUACCGGCCGCUCAGGGGCUUCAAUCGCGGCUUCAACAAUCUCUGGGGCCCCGAGCACCAGAUCGUCACCGGCGACCAGCGCUCCGUCACGAUUUGGCUCGACAGCCACUCGGGGAGCGGCUUCAAAUCCAUCAAGCCAUUCCGGAAUGGGUAUUUUAGCGCGUCGAUUAAGCUCCAACCUGGGUACACCGCCGGAGUGAACACCGCCUUUUACCUCUCGAACAACCAAGUGCAUCCCGGGUUCCACGACGAGGUGGACAUCGAGUUCCUGGGGACGACGCCCGGAAAGCCGUACACGCUGCAGACAAACGUGUACGUGAGAGGCAGCGGCGAUCGCCGGAUCAUCGGCAGGGAGAUGAAGUUCCACCUCUGGUUCGAUCCCACUGCCGGCUUCCACAACUACGCCAUUCUCUGGAAUCCAACUGAGAUCAUAUUCUUCGUCGACGACCUACCCAUCCGCCGGUACCCGCGAAGAAACGCCGGGACGUACCCGCUGAGGCCGAUGUGGCUGUACGGGUCGAUUUGGGACGCGUCCUCGUGGGCGACGGAGGACGGCAAGUACAAGGCCGACUACCGGUACCAGCCGUUCGUGGCGCGGUUCACCCGGUUCACCGUCCACGGCUGCUCCGCCUUCGCGCCGCCUCGCUGUCACCCGGUGCCGCCGUCGGGGUACGGCGCAGGGCUGAGCCGGCAGCAGAGCGCGGCCAUGCAAUGGGCUCAGAGGAACUACAUGGUCUACAACUACUGCAGCGAUCCAAAGAGGGAUCAUUCCCUAACUCCUGAGUGCUGGUCCUGAAGACGAAUCAUGCAACCCUUAUCCUUAUCAUAAAUAUUAUUAUCAUCAGCUUCAAGAUAUCAUGAUCGAUGAGGCGAUAAAUAAAAAAAAAAUGGAGAGAGAAAUCAAAAAGCUGCAGGGAAGCAAGAGAUAAGGCGAUGACGAUCGAGUAUAAUGUCGGCUUCUUGUCUCUCUUGUCAUUUCUCAGUGUUUGGAAGCGAAAAUGGUGCUGGUAUUUUGAUGGUGCAUGACCAAUGACAAGACUUGGCUGUUGACUUGGAAUUGCAAUUGUGUUUUGGGCAAAAUUUUUGCGUUAUUUUUUUUUUCCGGAUGUUGUGUUUUUGUCGAUCGAUCAGUAGGGAGGAACAUGAUUGCAUUAACAUGAACAGAGUACGACCUUUUGCAGAAGUUUUAAAAGGGCCGGAUCGAUCUUGCGAGCCCAUUAAUGGCCUAAUAAAUGUUUCCCAAUUCGCCGUCUCGUGUCGGCUUCUGCGAUUUUGGAGCUCUCUCGGCACCUGUGACCAGGCUGCGAGUUGGCACCGGCGGAGAGGAAUCGGAAGGAACUUGCUGUUGCUGUCCGAUCCGUCGUUGACCGGAGUACAGGGAGGAUGAUUGGCUUCGGAUAUUUAAUGUACUAUGUAGGGACAUCUACUGAACAAAGAAGAAAACCAAUCCAGUCUGUCGAAGAUUUUCCAUCGAGCCUUGAUACAUCCUUCAGCAGAGGCCCCCAAGAGAGCUGCAGUACACUAUCUCCCAACGCAACACCUAUCAACAAGUACCAACUUCAACUUGUUUCUUUAGCUGCAAAGACAAGGAAUCGAGGGAUAGAGGAAACAAAGGUACCUCCAAACUUGAGCUUCAAUUCUCCUACUUUAAUGGCUUUAUGGAUAGCUAAACCAACAGUGGCAGCAAACUUCCCUCCAUAAGACUCUGCCACAAUAAAGAGCGGGCUCUUCUGCCAUGUUUCGUUGCCAUUGUAGAGGCUCUUGAGAAGCGUCGUCAAAUCCGUGGCCGCCGCCACGUCGCUCUUCACAAGAAGGCUCUCGUCCUCCACGAAGCUGAACCCUGUACCCACGGGAUUGUCC
Molecule: messenger RNA, 3199 nt
Organism: Zingiber officinale
Lineage: Eukaryota; Viridiplantae; Streptophyta; Magnoliopsida; Zingiberales; Zingiberaceae
Product: probable xyloglucan endotransglucosylase/hydrolase protein 32
Exons: 9
Coding region: 1242-2135 (297 amino acids)
Biological process (GO): xyloglucan metabolic process; cell wall biogenesis
Cellular component (GO): apoplast; cell wall
Molecular function (GO): xyloglucan:xyloglucosyl transferase activity; hydrolase activity, hydrolyzing O-glycosyl compounds
Source: RefSeq, a predicted model, not a curated record